AAAAAAACGUUGGUAAAUAACCAAAAAUAAAGGGAAGAGGUUUUAGUAGGGUGUUUAGUAAAAGCAACCGGGAAGUGAGAACAACAAAACUUGAUAAACACGAAAGAAGGGAUAGAAAUAGGGUUUCGCUUGCACAGAAUUCCCAGGUCACGAAAAUGGCUAACAUUUUGAAACCUAAUUCAGCUAGAAUCGCACUGCGUGCUAUCCCCCGCCCGUUCGCGGCAGCGGCGGCAUCAGCUACACCAGCAUCCAUCCCCUCCCGAUUCUCCUCAGUUCGCUGUAUUUGUUGUUUUAACAGCCGACACCGCUAUGAUCAUAAGCCUGUGUAUUAUUGGCAACCACCGAUAAACUUCGGAAUUCACUUUGUGCCGGAGCAGACAGUAUAUAUUGUUGAGAGAUUCGGAAAAUACUUCAAGACUCUACCUACAGGCGUCCAUUUUUUGAAUCCUUUUGUCGAUGAAGUUGUUCGCGUCCAUAAGAUAUGGAUAGAAACCCUCAAAUUUCAUCACGAUUUUCUUUUGACCAAGGAUCAACACACCUUGUCCAUAGAUGCUUGGGUUGAUUUUAAGAUUGUGGAUCCUAAGCUUGCUUCUUAUGUAGCUCAGAAAGUCCCCUUAGUGCUGUCCAUGAACUGGCUGAAAUCAGUAUCUGUAGUGAAAUCCGCAAAAUUACUUUGGAAAACUUCAAUAAUGAAAAGGAGAAUAUUCUGCCUAAAAACGUUGUGGAUUCCAUUAAUGUGCGUGCAAAAAGGUGGGGAAUAGAGUGUGUUGGAUGUUGGAUAGAUAACUCCUGCAAAAUUGUUGCAGGAUUCCGUUAAUGUGCGUGCAAAAAGGUGAGGUGUAGAGUGUCUUGAAUAAGGAAGGUAAAUCCCUCGGUUAAGGAUUUGACUAAUCCUUACAUGAAUUCUAGCUUCUCUUUUUCAUGGAUUGCUUAAUGUUUCCUGCCAAAUACUUGGACACAACACAAUCUACAUUUGCUUGAGUAUGGAAUUUUUUGUCAUUUGAAUAUUAUUUAAAAAUAAUGUUUUUUUUAUGCUUUUUGCCUCUCAGUCACUCAAUUUUUCACUCUUAGACCAUCUCCAAUGGCCAAUUUAAUGA
This is a messenger RNA of Medicago truncatula (barrel medic), 1097 nucleotides long. RefSeq lists its product as uncharacterized. Gene Ontology annotation, biological process: mitochondrion organization. The record is from RefSeq and is a predicted model, not a curated record. The transcript has 4 exons. Gene Ontology annotation, cellular component: mitochondrion. NCBI's taxonomy places the organism in Eukaryota, Viridiplantae, Streptophyta, Magnoliopsida, Fabales, Fabaceae. The coding region runs from base 156 to 761 and encodes 201 amino acids.